Molecule: messenger RNA, 730 nt
Organism: Raphanus sativus (radish)
Lineage: Eukaryota; Viridiplantae; Streptophyta; Magnoliopsida; Brassicales; Brassicaceae
Product: outer envelope pore protein 21B, chloroplastic
Exons: 4
Coding region: 90-584 (164 amino acids)
Biological process (GO): regulation of monoatomic anion transport
Molecular function (GO): voltage-gated monoatomic anion channel activity
Source: RefSeq, a predicted model, not a curated record
UAGGUGCAGAAUACAGUGGGAAACUUUAGGUGAGGUUUUGGUUUAGGGCUCUGGUAGUGAUUUACUUUUAGGCGAUUUUCUGGAGAAAAAUGGAGACUUCUCUGAGGUAUUCGAAGUCUUUGAGAAUCCACGCGAAGGAAAAGCUCCCCUUCAACUCCAAAACCCAUUUACAGCUUCAUGGAGAGCUAGAUACUGCAACUGGGGGCCCUAGUUACUUCUCUGCGAUGAUUAGACACCUUUUCCCCGAGGCUUUAACAGGGCUGGGAGUAGGAUUCCAUUAUGAUAAGCGUCACAAGCUUCGGUCUCAUGUCCGCGGGAAAAAAGAGUUUCCUUUGGGAGCUAAUAAGCUUGUGACCUUCAAUAUUAAAGGGCGGUGUGAUUUUGAUCAAGACUUCAAUCAGAAGAACCCUGUAGGAGCUGCAGAAUUUGCCUGGAACAUAAUGAACUUUAAGGAAGAUCAGGAUGUACGGUUCAAAGUUGGCUACGAAAUGUUUAAUAAGGUUCCUUAUAUGCAGAUUAGAGAAAACAAUUGGACUCUUAACGCUAACAUGAAGGGAAAAUGGAACUUGAGGUUUGACCUGUGACUGCACUCUGAUUCUUCUGAAAAAUGUAUUGGUAAUACUUUGAUUCUUCCAAUUAAUCAAAUUCACAGAUUUUACAAAAUUGUAUCCAUUACUAUUGCAAGUGUCUGUGAACUUGAAUGUUGGCAAGCUUAUAACGGUUUGAACUA